ACUAAGCUCUAAUCACUGAUAAUGUUUAUAUACAUAACAAAAGUGCAACAACUGUUUAUUCGUUUUCCACCCUUCUGUUAUUGUUUGAUAGCAGUGUAGAUUGCGUGCGUACUAUAUUCAUAUCUUUCAGUAGCGCUGUAUUCAAAGUCACUGCAAUACUAAUUACUAAAAUGAUUGCGACGUGUUAAAUGGGUACAUCAGUUUGAUUACAGUUUGCAGCAGCUAUCGAAAACGCGAACAAUCAGUGCUUUGGACAUUAAACGGUGUAUCUGACGCAUCUUCACUUGGUGAAUAAGUCAAGUGCAAUGAAUUAGAGGAAUUAGAAGUUAUCAACUAUAUAAAAACUGCGUAGCAACGGUCCUUGGUGAAAAAAAUGGUAAAGGCUAACUGGAGAUGACAGUGAUUAUUUACUAAAGUGCAGUGUGCAAGCAAACAUUGAAGAAAAAAUGGAUGAAACUGAGCAGAGUGCGCAGCAAGAGAGCUCGACCAGUGUAGACGAUCAUCACAACAAAUUCGCGAAAAAGUAUCGCUAUUUUAUCUUGGAACCUGCUAUUCUGUUAUUGUUCUAUGCAUGGAAUGUCUCAUCUGCUGUUUUUACGAACCAGAUUGUUUAUCAAUCAUGUACGGUGACCCUCGGCAUUGCAGAGGAGGAAUGUGCCUUACUAGGAACGGAAAAUGAAACCGAAGCCACCCAAGAGCUGGAAAAAAUGGUUCAACCCUAUACAACCAACAUCCUGAUGGCUAAAUCUCUCAUUGAAUCCAUCAUUCCUGCCCUGUGCAGUAUGUUCAUUGGACCGUGGUCGGAUAAAUAUGGUAGAAAACCGGUUUUAUUGGCGACUUUCACAGGAUCUCUCUUCAGUUAUUCGCUGCUGGCACUAAUUUGCUUUCUAUCCGGACGAUACGUAGUCGACCCUUGGUAUUAUAUACUAGCCUUUAUUCCUGCUGCAUUAUCCGGUGGAAAUUGUGCCCUGAUUACUGGAGUAUUUUGCUAUAUUACAGAUGUGACCAAUGAACAAAACCGUGCUGUCAAAAUGGGUGUCCUGGAAGCGGCUCUGUUCGGCGGUUUGCUACUUGGAACCCUUAGCAGCAGUUUUAUACUCCGUUGGUCAAAUUCCACUACGGUGUUUGCUAUUGCCGCCGUGGCAAUUUUACUGGGAAUUCUAUACAUCACUUUCUACAUUGACGAAAGCAUACAACCAAACGAAAUGGACAAUUCGUCGUGCAAACUGCGGGAAAUUUUCCGUUUCGAGCUUGUCUCGGAUUUGUUUUAUACUUGUUUUAAGAGAAGACCGAAUUUUGACAGGGUCAUAAUUUGGUUGGUGAUCACCGCUUUAGGAGCCAGCAUAUUUGCGAUGGAGGGCAAUGGAACGGUCAAUUUCCUGUUUCUUCGAGAGCGGUUCGAUUGGACUGUCAAGGAAUACUCGUUCUACGAUGCCACAAUUAUAGUGUUCAUGAUCGUGGGUAAUAUUGUUGGCAUGUAUGGAGUAAAGAAGUUCUUCGGAUUAUCCGAAAGCAUCCUAGCGGCAAUUGGAUUUUGCAGCUAUGCCAUUGAUAGCGGUAUAAAGGGCGUAGCCUACCAACCUUGGCAUCUCUACCUAGCUAUCGUUGUAUCGAUGAUGAAGGGUAUUGCUGGUCCAAUGGGUAGAGCCGUGAUCUCCAAUACUGCACCUCCAAACGAUAUUGGCAAAAUUUUCUCACUAACAACGUCGAUCGAGUCACUGACUCCGCUAAUAUCAGCUCCCGUGUAUACGUUUGUAUACAAGAAAACACUCCCAUGGUUCCCGGGAGCGUUCAAUCUCAUCAGUGCGACCGUGUACUUUUUCUGUUUGUGCCUGAUGAUACUCGUAAGAAUAUUCGAAGGGAUGUAUCAACCGACUACUUAUACAUCAAUUAACUGAAAGCAAUAAAAUUGCAAUAACAAGCGUAACGAUAUGAUAGGUUUUUCAUACGAAAAAUAUUUUAGUAUAACUAUAUGAUAUUUUAUUUGUUUUAUUAACAAAAUCGGUAA
Sabethes cyaneus is the source of this 2008-nucleotide messenger RNA. Its product is annotated as tetracycline resistance protein, class D. Gene Ontology annotation, molecular function: transmembrane transporter activity. The transcript is spliced from 7 exons. The record is from RefSeq and is a predicted model, not a curated record. Gene Ontology annotation, cellular component: membrane. Bases 447 to 1898 code for a protein of 483 amino acids. Gene Ontology annotation, biological process: transmembrane transport. NCBI's taxonomy places the organism in Eukaryota, Metazoa, Arthropoda, Insecta, Diptera, Culicidae.